This is a messenger RNA of Hippocampus zosterae (dwarf seahorse), 751 nucleotides long. It is a transcript of the gene cmc2, whose product is annotated as C-x(9)-C motif containing 2. Bases 261 to 497 code for a protein of 78 amino acids. Lineage: Eukaryota; Metazoa; Chordata; Actinopteri; Syngnathiformes; Syngnathidae. The record is from RefSeq and is a predicted model, not a curated record. Gene Ontology annotation, cellular component: mitochondrion. The transcript is spliced from 5 exons.
AUGAAGACAUGUUCACCGAUUAGUUGUUACCGAUUGUCAUUCAACUGUUCGUCCUUCAGUUACGCAAACCAGUGUCAUGUCUCCUCGCUGUUUGACGAUUUACUUCCAAGUUUAUACAGCUUUAAGGUUGAUCGCGAGGUAAGUGUCUACUACAGGAUCCAGCAUCUCAAUGACAUCACAGGAGGGAGAGGGAUGGGGAGGCAUUAGUAUCCUUCACGUGACAUUAGGCAGGUAUUUACACAGUGCGACCUUAAUUCAGCAUGCACUCUGACCUGUCGCCCCACCUGCACACAGAUGAGUGUAAUGAGCUCAUAAAGCGUCUGAAGCAGUGCCACUCAGAGCAUAACAUCCUGAAGUUCUUCGGGACGUGUAACGACGUUGACCGCGCCAUGCGCCAGUGCCUUAAGAAUGAGAGACUGGAAAGGCGGGAGCGCAGCAAACAGCAUGCACAAGCCAUGAAAAAGAGGUUGAAAGACGGACCCAAGGAACAGCUUUGAAAGACAUUUAUGCUGCAAAACUUGUGUCCGGUUGAUAUACCGAACUAAGCCUGCAUUGGUGUUUGGCCACAUAUACAGUGGAUAGAAAUAAUCGGCCUUCCUCUCUGUUCAAAUGCCAAGUUUUUGUGAUGUAUGAAAAUGAGACGAAGAAAAAUCUUUUUGAAACAUUUUACACCCUUAAUGUGGUCUAUAAACUGGAGAACUCAAUCUUUUGAAAAUAAAAAUAAACCACUGACAUAUUUUGGUGGAACAAG